Punica granatum (pomegranate) is the source of this 1250-nucleotide messenger RNA. The record is from RefSeq and is a predicted model, not a curated record. NCBI's taxonomy places the organism in Eukaryota, Viridiplantae, Streptophyta, Magnoliopsida, Myrtales, Lythraceae.
UGCUUCGCCUGUUCUAUAUAAACCCCGUCUGGUUGCUGCACUGCACCGCUUAAUAUCCCCCUCUUCACUCUACCCUCACCCAUCUCUUCCAUUCCAAGAAGAAGAAGAAGAAGGAGCAGCCAUGGACGUCCUGCAUUUCUUCUUCGGCAUUUUCGGAAAUGCAACUGCCCUGUUUCUCUUCCUGGCUCCAACGAUCACAUUCAAGAGGAUAUUAAGUAGGCGGUCCACUGAGGAUUUCUCCGGCAUUCCCUACGUCAUGACUCUGCUCAACUGCCUCCUCUCGGCUUGGUACGGGCUUCCUUUUGUGUCGCCGAACAACCUCUUGGUGUCAACCAUCAAUGGGACCGGUGCGGCGAUCGAGUCCAUCUACGUGCUGGUCUUCCUGAUAUUCGCUCCCAAGAGGGAGAAGGCGAAGAUUCUCGGGCUCCUCACGUUCGUUAUCGCAGUUUUCUCGGCCGUGGCCUUUAUCUCCCUCUUUGCCCUCCACGGCAACAAGAGGAAGCUCUUCUGCGGCUUUGCCGCCACCAUAUUCUCAAUCAUCAUGUACGCGUCGCCUCUUUCGAUCAUGAGAUUGGUAAUUAGAACAAAGAGCGUGGAGUUCAUGCCCUUCUUCCUAUCAUUGUUCGUGUUCUUGUGCGGCACUUCGUGGUUCAUCUACGGUCUGCUCGGUCGUGAUCCUUUUGUUGCUGUGCCCAAUGGGUUCGGGAGUGGGCUUGGGACAGUGCAGCUGAUUCUGUAUGCCAUCUACCGCAAAAACAAGGGCGAGCCCAGGAAGGCCUCCGAUGGUGAUAGGAACAGCUCGUUGGAGAUGGAUGAGAAGGACCACAAAGCAAUCAAGAAGCCGAACUCGAACCAGUUCGACAAGAUCCCAGUCUAGCAAGCUCCUUAUCCUGCACCACCGGUGACAAGGUCUCCUCGCAUGGCAAGAUCGAGAAGUUGAAUGGACUAUGUUCUCACUAGGUACCGAUAAAUAGACAAUUUGAAUGAAUCAACCAACCAGUUAACAUACCUAUUCACAAGCCCCAAAGAAGCGCUGCUAGUAUAGGAAUACUAAUCGUCGAUUACUGCGGUUAGUGUUAGCGCAAGAUCAAACUAGCCUAAAAACAUUGGCCCCUUUUCUUUCUUACUUUAUCGGAAUUCUUCAUUUUGAUUUUUCAGCUUCGGUGUUUAAUUUUGGAUCUCUUGCUUUGUAAGCCUUGGUUGAUGACGUGUGACAUCAUUAUGAACAUUAAUUGAAUGUUUUCUCACAA